This is a messenger RNA of Calypte anna (Anna's hummingbird), 366 nucleotides long. Its product is annotated as parvalbumin beta. The transcript is spliced from 4 exons. Gene Ontology annotation, cellular component: nucleus; cytoplasm. Lineage: Eukaryota; Metazoa; Chordata; Aves; Apodiformes; Trochilidae. The record is from RefSeq and is a predicted model, not a curated record. Gene Ontology annotation, molecular function: calcium ion binding. Bases 37 to 366 code for a protein of 109 amino acids.
ACCCAAUAUUACUUUUUCUUUUACAGUGGCUUUGACAUGGCUCUUACCGAUAUCCUGACAGAAGCUGAAAUUGCUGCUGGCCUACAGAGCUGUCAAGCUGCUGACUCAUUUGAUUACAAAACCUUUUUUGUCAAAGUGGGUCUCAACUCCAAGUCCAAAGACCAGGUUGCCAAAGUCUUCGGAAUUCUCGACCAGGACAAGAGUGGCUUUAUUGAGGAAGAUGAACUGAAACUUUUCCUGCAGAAUUUCUCAGCCAGUGCCAGAGCUCUGACUGAUGCUGAGACCAAGGCAUUCCUAGCAGCAGGUGACAGUGAUGGAGAUGGCAAAAUUGGAGUGGAUGAGUUCCAAGCUCUGGUUAAAUCUUAG